CAACUGUUAACUAUGCUUGUGCAAGAAACUACUCGAACUUUGACCCACUUCGAAUGCGAUACGCACAGGCCGUUGAAAAUUGGUCCGUUUUGCAAUUGAUUCAUAAAAGAGUCGGUACAAUAUUUGUUCCAAACAUUUCUCAACUCGAGAUUAAUCUGAGAUAAGCCGUAUUUAGCACAAAGCCAAAGAAAAUUCUUACAACGCAGCAACGCUUAUUGCAACAUGUUUGCUUAAUACGGACUAAUAUGCAUUAACUUGCCGCUUAAAUUUAGUGGUAAUACAUCAGUUACAGACUAAAGUCAAAUCCUGGUUCAUAAUGUCAUCUAGAUAGUCGGACUGUACGGCGAACGAAGGUUGUACUUAAUCCACUCCCAAAUUCCAAAGUCCUUCCAAACAACACUGUACACUCGAGGAUUUUACCUAUGUUGUGCAUAACCAAUGGCUCGAUACGCUCACAUUAAAGAUUCAGUCGCACUGAUUACCCUCACAAACCCACCCGUCAACGCACUCAGCGCAGCGGUGCGUCAUGGCAUCACAGAAUCCGUGACAAGAGCCCUCCGUGACCCUACCGUGAAAGCGGUGGUGCUGUGUGGGGAAAAUGGGAAAUUCUGCGGAGGGGCAGACAUCCGUGAGUUUGCUGGACCAAUGACUGGCCCUGCGUUCGUGCCCAUGCUAGAUGAUAUUGAAGCAGGGGAUAAGCCUGUGGUUGCAGCCAUAGAGGGGAUGGCCCUGGGAGGGGGACUGGAGCUCGCCCUGUGCUGUCACUAUCGCAUCGCCCACUCCAAGGCGCGGCUCGGGCUCCCAGAGGUGACCCUUGGUCUCCUUCCUGCGGCUGGCGGAACACAGCGCCUGCCAAGACUGAUCGGCAUUCCUGCUUCGCUGGAGCUUAUCACCACAGGGCGUCAUAUCUCUGCUCAGGAGGCUCUGAAACUUGGAAUUGUAGACCAGGUCACUGACAAAAACGCGUGUGAGGUGGCAGUGGAGUUUGCCCAGAGAGUUAUGGACAAGCCCCUUGAGUCGCGUAGGGUGAGUCAACAAACUGUCCAGUGUCCCCCAGACUUGGAAGCUCUCCUGGAGAACACCAUGGUCCAAGUGAAGAAACGAGCACGUGGUGCUAUCGCUCCCGUAGCCUGUGUCAAGGCGGUGAGGGCAGCUGCCACCCUGCCUUACAAACAGGGCAUGGAACGAGAGAGGGACAUGAUGGGUACACUCUUCAACUCUGGCCAGGCCCGUGCCUUGCAGUAUUUUUUCUUCGCCCAGAGGGCUGUUGGGAAAUGGAGUCUUCCCAGUGGGGCAUGCUGGAACAACACCAAGCCCAAACCUGUCCACAGGGCCGCUGUAAUAGGUCUCGGCACCAUGGGAAGAGGGAUCACAGUCUCUCUCGUAGCAGCCGGUGUCUCUGUUGUCGCCGUGGAGGUUGGGGAGAAGCAGCUCCAGGCUGGGAAGCAGAUGGUGAUGGCCAUACUGGAGAGACAAGCCCAGAAAAAAGGUGUGGCCGCUCCCCUGGACCUCCUCCGGUUCUCGAACAACUUAAAGGACAUUGGCGGAGUGGACCUGGUAAUUGAGGCCGUGUUUGAAGAUAUGGCGCUGAAGAAACAGAUUUUUAAAGAGCUGUCAUCUGUCUGCAAGAUUGAUACCCUCCUCUGCACCAACACCUCUGGGCUGGACAUAGACGUCCUAGCAUCCAUCACAGGAAGGCCACAGCAGGUGGUUGGCAUGCACUUCUUUGCACCAGCUCAUAUGAUGAAACUCCUGGAGGUUGUGCAUGGGAGGCAUUCCUCCCCUGAGGCUGUGGCCACAGCAAUGUCACUGGGCAAGAAGAUGGGAAAGGUUAGCGUUGCGGUGGGAAACUGCCCUGGCUUUGUGGGAAACCGCAUGCUUAUGCCAUACGUGGAACAAGCCAACUUCCUACUGGAGGAAGGUGCUACACCUGAGCAGGUGGACCAGGCUCUGGAGGAGUUUGGUUUUGCCAUGGGAGUCUUCAGAAUGUCCGACCUGUCUGGGCUGGAUGUGGGAUGGAGAGUUCGGAAGGAGGCUGGACUGACUGGACCCAGCGUCGCCGCGACAGAGUCUCCACGGAAACGCCAAGGCCGCAGGUACGGCCCGAUAGCUGACCUGAUCUGUGAGCAGGGUCGACUGGGGCAGAAGACUGGGUGUGGCUGGUACCUGUAUGACAGGCCUGGAGGUCGAGAGGCAAAGCCAGACCCUUGGAUCCGUCGCUUUCUCGAAGAGUACAGGACCAAACACGGUCUUAAGGCCCGCGCCAUCGACAAGCAGGAGAUUCUCGAUCGCUGUCUGUUCUCUCUGAUCAACGAGGGCUUCCGUGCUCUGGAGGAUGGCAUCGCAGCUGGUCCCGAGGAUGUCGACGUCAUCUACGUGUUCGGGUACAGCUGGCCACGCCACAUGGGUGGACCCAUGUUCUACGCUGGAAUGGUGGGUCUAGCCAGAGUCCUAGAGAGGCUGGAGCACUACCACCAAGCUCACCCAGACGUGCCUUCCCUCCAGCCCAGCACGUUACUGCGGAGGCUGGUGGCCAGUGGCAGCCCCCCUGUCCAGCAGUGGAGAGGAUUCAUUAAAAGGAUGCGUAGCCAGCUCUGAGUCACCUCAAUAUGUUUCUCAGUUAUAAUCACUACAAUAAUACUGUAUAAAAUUGCACGUAAACAAUAAUAAUAAU
This is a messenger RNA of Chanos chanos (milkfish), 2674 nucleotides long. RefSeq names its product enoyl-CoA, hydratase/3-hydroxyacyl CoA dehydrogenase (gene ehhadh). NCBI's taxonomy places the organism in Eukaryota, Metazoa, Chordata, Actinopteri, Gonorynchiformes, Chanidae. Gene Ontology annotation, biological process: fatty acid beta-oxidation. The transcript has 7 exons. The record is from RefSeq and is a predicted model, not a curated record. Gene Ontology annotation, molecular function: (3S)-3-hydroxyacyl-CoA dehydrogenase (NAD+) activity; NAD+ binding. Gene Ontology annotation, cellular component: peroxisome. The coding region runs from base 439 to 2598 and encodes 719 amino acids.